CUCAGCACCGCGCGUGUGCCAAGCCGCCUGGCCAGCGUCCAUCGACCGCCCCGGUGGGAGCUUAGAACGCGGCAGGCGAAGAGGGCUAGGAAGGGGGAGCGCCCAGGAGCAAGCGGCAGAAGCAGGCACCAUGACCGUGAUGUCCGGGGAGAGCGCCGAGGAGGCCGCGGCCGCCCCUGGCCACCCGCAGGACGGCAGCUACCCGCGGCCCAGCGAGAACGAUGACCACGAGCGCUGCGAGCGCGUGGUCAUCAACAUCUCCGGGCUGCGCUUCGAGACGCAGCUCAAGACGCUGGCGCAGUUCCCCAACACGCUGCUGGGCAACCCCAAGAAACGCAUGCGCUACUUCGACCCGCUCCGGAACGAGUACUUCUUCGACCGCAACCGGCCCAGCUUCGAUGCCAUCCUGUACUACUACCAGUCCGGGGGCCGCCUGCGCAGACCCGUCAACGUGCCCCUGGACAUGUUCUCCGAGGAGAUCAAAUUUUACGAGCUGGGCGAGGAGGCCAUGGAGAAGUUCCGGGAGGACGAAGGUUUCAUCAAAGAGGAGGAGCGACCUCUGCCGGAGAAGGAGUACCAGCGCCAGGUGUGGCUGCUCUUCGAGUACCCGGAGAGCUCGGGGCCAGCCCGGGUCAUCGCCAUCGUGUCCGUCAUGGUCAUCCUCAUCUCCAUCGUCAUCUUCUGCCUGGAGACGCUGCCGGAGCUGAAGGAUGACAAGGACUUCAUGGGCACCAUCCAUCGCAUCGACAACACCACGGUCGUCUACGCCUCCAACAUCUUCACGGACCCCUUCUUCAUCGUGGAGACGCUGUGCAUCAUCUGGUUCUCCUUCGAGCUGGUGGUGCGCUUCUUCGCCUGCCCCAGCAAGACGGACUUCUUCAAAAACAUCAUGAACUUCAUCGACAUCGUUGCCAUCAUCCCUUACUUCAUCACGCUAGGCACGGAGAUAGCUGAGCAAGAGGGCACUCAGAAAGGCGAGCAGGCCACCUCCCUGGCCAUCCUCAGGGUCAUCCGCUUGGUCAGGGUCUUUAGAAUCUUCAAGCUGUCCCGUCACUCCAAGGGUCUCCAGAUCCUGGGCCAGACGCUCAAGGCAAGCAUGAGAGAGCUAGGGUUGCUCAUCUUUUUCCUCUUCAUUGGGGUCAUACUCUUUUCUAGCGCAGUGUACUUUGCUGAGGCGGAAGAGGCUGAGUCGCACUUCUCCAGUAUCCCCGAUGCUUUCUGGUGGGCGGUGGUAUCCAUGACCACCGUAGGAUACGGUGACAUGUACCCUGUGACAAUUGGAGGCAAGAUCGUGGGCUCCUUGUGUGCCAUCGCUGGUGUGCUGACAAUUGCCCUGCCCGUACCUGUCAUUGUGUCCAAUUUCAACUAUUUUUACCACCGAGAAACUGAAGGGGAGGAGCAGGCUCAGCUGCUCCACGUUAGCUCCCCCAACUUAGCCUCGGACAGCGACCUCAGUGGCCGCAGCUCCUCCACCAUCAGCAAGUCAGAGUGCAUGGAGGUCGGAGAGGACAUGGAUAAUAGCCUCGCCCAUUACAGACAGGCCAAUAUCAGAACUGGUAACUGCACCACAGUUAAUCAAAACUGCAUUAAUAAGACCAAGCUACUGACCGAUGUUUAAAAGCAGA
This is a messenger RNA of Jaculus jaculus (lesser Egyptian jerboa), 1625 nucleotides long. It is a transcript of the gene Kcna1, whose product is annotated as potassium voltage-gated channel subfamily A member 1. Gene Ontology annotation, biological process: protein homooligomerization; potassium ion transmembrane transport. Gene Ontology annotation, cellular component: neuronal cell body; juxtaparanode region of axon; membrane. The coding region runs from base 131 to 1618 and encodes 495 amino acids. Gene Ontology annotation, molecular function: delayed rectifier potassium channel activity; protein binding. The transcript is spliced from 3 exons. The record is from RefSeq and is a predicted model, not a curated record. Lineage: Eukaryota; Metazoa; Chordata; Mammalia; Rodentia; Dipodidae.